This is a messenger RNA of Blepharisma stoltei, 2814 nucleotides long. NCBI's taxonomy places the organism in Eukaryota, Ciliophora, Heterotrichea, Heterotrichida, Blepharismidae. The record is from the annotation of a GenBank genome assembly.
AUGGGUCUUCUGCGAUCAGAGAAGAUGGGUUAUUACAACCUCAUCAUGCAAGCAGACAUGGGUUGGAGAAUCCUCAAUCAGCUCGGAAAACUUUCAGUCCUCCAAUUCGUUGACUUAAAUGCUGACCAAACAGUCUUCAAUCGUCGCUAUGCAUCAUAUAUCCGUAGGUGUGAAGAAGCUGAAAGGAGAAUUCGCUUCCUGAUGCAAGAGCAAGAAAGAUUCAAAAUCCAGAUCACUCCAGCCAAAGACAUCAAGCUAGUAUUAGACCAAAUUGACGAAGAACUUGACUCAUCAAAUACACCAGCACAAACUUACUUUGAAACAUUGGAGGCUGACUUAGAGUCCUAUGAAAAAAACUUAGGGAUUCAGCUUAAAAACUACGAAGAUUUCCAGACCAGCUGCAAUGGUCUUAUUGAAAAAAGACUGGUCUUGAAGCAUGCAAAAGAAACUUUUGGAGAAGGAGGAAUGGGAUUUUCAAUGUUCAAAAGACUUGCAGGGAUUAUUGAUAAAGAAGAUAUGGUGAGAUUUAAGAGAAUGGUUUUUAGGGUCACCAGAGGAAAUGCGUUGACUAUUUUUCAUGACAUUGAAGAACCAUUGAAAGAUCCAAAAACUGAUGAGCCGCUUGAAAAAUCAGUGUUCUUCAUUCUUUAUCAAGGAGAUGAGCAAUCAAUCAUCAGCAAUAAGCUUGCAAGGAUCUGCGAUACAAUUGGCAUAAGACGUUAUGACGUCCCAAGUGACCAAGAACAGCUUGCCACAGAUUUCAGACAAAAUGAAGACGAAAUCAACACAAACAACGAAGUCGCACAGAGAACUAAAGAAAACAUUAUGGGACUCCUUCAGAAAUUAGCCUCAACCAAGCACUCUGAAAACCCAUGCUCACUUAUUGAAGAACAAAGACUGUUUAUCAUCAAAGAAAAAGCAAUUUACCACAACCUCAACAUGUUUACCAUCCAGAACAACAUUUUCUAUGGAAAUUGUUGGUGUCCAAAGUCCCAAGAACAAAGUGUGAUUGGCAUAUUAAACGAAUUUGCAAGACAGCCAGGGUUCGCAAGUGGCCAACUUAGAGAAGUUGAAGGAGGCUUCCCAGAAGACCAAAUCCCUCCUACCUACUUCAAGCUUAACGAUUUUACAAUUCCAUUCCAAGAAAUCGUUGAUACUUAUGGUGUUCCUGUCUAUCAAGAAGCUAAUCCAGCUCUCUUUACUUGUGUCACGUUCCCAUUCCUCUUUGGAAUUAUGUUCGGCGAUGUGGGUCACGGCUCUCUUUUGACUUUAUUCGCUCUUUACCUUAUUUUCCAAAGACGCCAGAUUGAAAGCUCAGGAAGCAUGUUUAAAGCAGCAGUCCCAAUCAGAUACUUAUUACUUAUGAUGGGGCUUUGUGCUAUCUACUGUGGACUGAUUUAUAAUGACUUCUUAGGGAUUCCAUUUGAUUUCUUCGGAACAAGAUGGUCGAAGAAAGAUGGAGACGAACAAUAUACCAAGGACUCAGUUUACCCAUUCGGUAUGGACCCUGUCUGGUACAGAGCUGACAACGAGCUUGUGUUCUUCAACAGCUUCAAAAUGAAAAUUUCAGUCGUUUUCGGCGUCACACAGAUGAUUUGUGGAAACUUCUUCAAAGGAGUAAACUCAAUUCACUUCAAAAACCCUAUAAACUUUAUUUUCGAGUUUAUUCCUCAGCUUCUCUUCAUGGUCUGUUUCUUCGGCUACAUGAUUUUAAUGGUUUUCAUCAAAUGGUGCACUGAAUGGCACUACAACUGGAAUGAUAACGCACCUAACCUUAUCACGAUUUUGAUGAAUAUGGCUUUAAAGAUGGGGUCUUUAGGCGACUCAAAGCCUCUUUAUGGAGAUGAUGGAGCUCAAGAAAGCAUCCAGCUUAUUCUUUUACUGAUAGCUGUCAUAUGUGUUCCUAUUAUGCUCAUCCCUAAGCCUUUCAUUCUUAAAUGGCAGCAUGAAAAAGCAGCUCAAGCAGGACAUGGAGGAGCUCAGCAAGUCGGAUACCAGCAUUUUGAAGACGAAGAAGGGUCACAAGCUCCUAAACCUGGCACAGGACACAAGGAAUUUGACUUCGGCGAAGAAUUUAUCCAUCAGAUGAUCGAAACUAUUGAGUACGUAUUAGGAGCUGUCAGUAACACUGCUUCGUAUCUCAGAUUGUGGGCUCUGUCCCUUGCACAUGGACAACUUUCUAACUCCCCCCCCCCCCUCCGUGAGCGAACAAAAAAAUUUUGUUCGCUCACGGAGGGGGGUUAAUUUUUUUUUUUUUAAAAAAAAUUUAUAUAUAAAUUUUAUAAAAAAUAUUUUUUUCGAAAUUAAAAAAAUCCUAAUUUGCAAAAAUUGGGAAGCAAAUAUUAAUUUAAUUUGCAAAAUUUAUGUUUUAAAACGCAAUUUGUUUAAAAUUAAACAGAAUUAGCUCUAGAUUUCAUUAUACUAAUUAUCACUUAUAUAUCAAAAUUUUUUUCCAUUAAAAUUUUUUCUAUUAAAAAAAUUUUUGUCCACUCACGGAUGGUGGGUUUUUGGUCAAAAAAUGGCGAUUUUUCUAAUGGUUUUGUUCGCUCACGGGGGGGGGGGGGGAGUAAGGUCUUCUUUGAUAAAUGUUUGGCAGGGACAAUUGAGACAUCAAACCCUGUCUUGGUUGUUGUAGGGUUCUUUGUGUUUGCGAAUGUGACUGUAGGAGUGCUGAUGUGUAUGGAUGCUAUGGAAUGUUUCUUGCAUGCACUGAGACUUCAUUGGGUCGAAUUCCAAAGCAAGUUCUAUAAAGGAGAAGGGAUUAAGUUUGCACCAUUCUCAUUCUUGAAGGUGAUCAAUGAUACUAAGAAAUAA